Messenger RNA from Vanessa tameamea, 1158 nucleotides. Its product is annotated as GATA zinc finger domain-containing protein 14-like. Gene Ontology annotation, cellular component: extracellular matrix. The transcript is spliced from 4 exons. NCBI's taxonomy places the organism in Eukaryota, Metazoa, Arthropoda, Insecta, Lepidoptera, Nymphalidae. Bases 12 to 1145 code for a protein of 377 amino acids. The record is from RefSeq and is a predicted model, not a curated record.
AAUCAAGAACGAUGGUUUGGAAGAUUGUGUUGGUGAUCUGCCUAUCAGGCUAUGUCCAAAGUGAAAGGGGUGCUAUAUCACAGCAAAGAGUGGUAAUACACCAAAUAAAAUCUGAGGAAAGUGACAAACCCAUACAAGUCGGAUCAAAGAAAUCAGAGUAUCGAGAAGAAUAUGCUUGGUCUUAUCCUUCUUAUGAAUUCUCUUAUAAAGUAAACGAUCCUGAAACAAAAGACAUAAAAGGUCAACAUGAAAAGAGACAUGGUGAUGAAGUAAAAGGAUUAUAUUGGCUAAUCGAACCAAAUGGCCAAAAAAGAACUGUAAAUUAUCAAGCUGAUGAUAAUAAUGGAUUUAAUGCUCAAGUUGAUUAUACCGCUAAGCAACAAAGUACAGAAUAUAAAUCUAAAAAUAUUGAUGAAAAUAAUGAAGUUGAGGAAAAAGCUAAAGAAAUAAACGAAACUAAUGCUCCGAUCGAAGAAAUUAAUACUAGUGAUAAAGAACAAGGGACAAUAAAUAAUGAAGAGAAUGUCAAUGAACAAGCAAAUUUUGAAGAAAGUAAUUUAGAUGAGCAAAAUAAAGAUAAUUUACAAAACAAUGUUGAUGCUGUUAAAGACGAAAUUUCUAAUCAAACUGAAAAUAAUGAAGAAAACCAAAACAAUGAAAAUAAUACGAUGAAUAUUGAAAACAAUCAAAACGAAUGCUGUUCCGAGAAUUCAGAAAAUGAAAAUGUCAAACCAGUCCAAGAAGAAAACCAAGAAAAAAAUAUAGAUUAUAAUAAUAAUCGUAGAAAAAGCCGAGAUAAUGUAAACAGAAGUCAACUUAACCAAAAUAAUAAUAAAUUAAGGUAUCGAGAAAAUAUUGAGCAAAACAGAAAAUCUGGUGCAUAUUCUAAAAGAAGUGAAGAUAAUCAGAAUCAUGUAACACAUGCAUUACGAGGCAGUAAGCAUAAAGAAAAUGUUGACAUUAAUUUAAAAAAUUAUAACGACGAGAAAAAGGAACAGUCAAAUCAUUAUGAACUACGUGUCGACGCCUUAAAUACUAAUAAGGGAAACAUCGCUCACGUUACUAAAAAUGUUAAAGAAACCAAAAGUAAUAGAUUUGAACAUCGUAUUCGAAUCCAUCACCCUGAACCAAACAUGAAAAUCUAAAGAAAAAAUAAUU